AUUUGCGUUCGCUUUUGAAGACAAUCAAAACCAUAAUAAACGCUUGUGAAAUUCUCUCACAGGCUGUAAGAAAAGAAGAACAAUGACAGGAUUACUUCAUGCACAAAAAUUCAAAGACAGUAUGGAUGAGCCUCCAUCUCUGUCAUCCUCCAAGGGUCCUCUGUUUGAGGAGCUUCAGUGUUCGGUGUGUUUGGAUGUGUUCACUGAUCCAGUCAGCACUCCAUGUGGACACAACUUCUGUAAGAGCUGCCUGAACAAGAGCUGGGAGAAGAGUCAGGUCUGCAGAUGUCCAUUGUGUAGAGAAAGAUUCAGUGAUAGACCUAGUUUUAAGAUAAACACUGGACUUGGAGAGUUUGCUCAACGCUUUAAGCAAAGGUUAAGCCUGAGAAUAUCUGAGGUUCUCUGUGACAUCUGUGAUGGGAGAAAGAUGAAAGCCCUGAAGUCCUGUCUGGUGUGUCAGACCUCUUACUGUGAAACUCACCUGGAGCCUCAUCUGAGAGUCCCAAACUUCAAGAAACACAAACUGAUGGAGCCUGUGAUAAAUAUAAAACACUAUAUAUGCCAGAAACACGAGAGACCUCUGGAGCUGUUCUGUAGAGAUGAUGAGAUGUGUGUUUGUGUUUUUUGCACUGACGGAGACCACAAGACUCACCACACUGUUCCUAUACAAGAGGAGAUCAAAAAGAAGAAGAUUGAGAUGAUGAAGACUCAGAGAGACAUGCAGCAGAUGAUCGAGGACAGACUCAAGAAGAUUCAAGACAUCAAACACUCAGCAGAACAUAGAAAAGAAAACAUAGCAAGAGAGAAAGCGUCCAAUGUUGAGCUCUUCAGUGAUCUGCAGCGCUCCAUUGAGAGAUGUCAGGCCGAGCUACUGGAGAUGGUGGAGGAGAAGCAGAAAGCAGCGGAGAAACAGGAUGAAGAGCUGGUUCAAGAGCUGCAGCAGGAAAUCAAUGAGCUGAAGAUGAGAAACUCGGAUUUGGAUCAUCUCUCACACACUGAGGAUCACCUUCAGCUCCUGGAGAUUUACCCAUCCAUAUGCAGCCCUCCACACAGCAGGAACUGCCCUGAGAUCAGUAUAAACACUGAUGUGAGUGUGGAGACUCUGAGGAGAGCUCUGACUCAACUGCAGGAAACUCUGAAUGAGAAACUCAGUCAAACUGUGUUGAGGAGGAUGCAGCAGUAUGCAGUGGAUGUGACUCUGGAUCCUGAUACAACUCAUCAAAAACUGAUUCUGUCAGAUGAUGGGAAACAAGUGAGCACUGGGGACACUAAGCAAAAGGUCCCAAACAACCUAGAAAGGUUUGAUAAGUGUAUCUGUGUUCUGGGAAAAGAAGGAUUCCUGAUGGGGAGAUUUUAUUUUGAGGUUCAGAUGAAGGGAAAGACUGAGUGGACUUUAGGAGUGGCCAGAGAAUCGAUUAACAGGAAGGGGAAAAUCACAGUGGGUCCUCAAGAUGGAUACUGGGCUGUGGGUCUCAGGAAUGAGAGUGAAUAUUGGGCUUAUGCAGCUUCAGCUGUACGUCUGUCUGUAAGAGAAAAACCACAGAAGGUUGGUGUGUUUGUGGAUUAUGAAGACGGUCUGGUCUCCUUCUAUGAUGUGGAGUCCAGAUCUUACAUCUACUCUUUCACUGGACAAUCUUUCAUUAAUAGACUUUACCCAUAUUUUUGCCCCUUUCCAAAUGAUAUGAGUAAAAAUUCUGCAUCAAUGAACAUCUCACCUGUUAACUACAGUGGAUGAAUAUAUAGCACUCCCAUUUUAAAAGUGAAAGCGAGGCUGCGGUGGGAAGAAACCCGGAAGUAUUGUCUGGAAUCACACAGGAAUGGCGUCCAUGAUGGCGUAUUGUUGUGUACCUGGCUGUAUAUCUUAUCAAUGAAGUGAAAGUGACAUGGAGGUCUGUUCUGAAUGGAUAGUGAAAAUAAAAAGGGAUAUCGGACCUCAUUUUCAGCUGGGAAAUGGCACUAGUUAGCUAGCAUUUUCUUUCCCAAACACAUUUUACAUGCCGUUUAUCAAACUCGAGUUUAUACCUGCCAACAUUUGUCCUUGAAAUCCGGGAGAUCGGGGGGAUUGAGAACUGGUACUGUGUACUGUGGUGUUAGUAACUGUACUGUGAAGUGAUUUUCGGGUAGCCGCUGCGAUCAGAUCCUAUACCAAUGUUGACGACCUUUGGGUUUCACAGACCGUACCAAAACGCUGAGGACUGGGGGGAUGGUUGAAAUUACGGGAGUAAAUAACAAAAUGGGAGGGUGGCGGGAAAUGGUUCUGAAAUAUGGGAGACAUUUCUGUUGAGCACUGGUAAAUACUAUGGCAAAUCAGCAGUGUUUAAAAACACACUCAAUGGCGCUUAAAUGUUAGCAGGAAAUUGACGUUUUUAAAAUUCCUGUAUUGGAACAACACUAUUACAGACAACAUGAGGGUGUGGUACAGAGGACUGCAUUAUUACAUAGGCUGAAGCAGGGAGGUGUCCCCACAGUGUUUACCUGGUCCCAUGAACUGAAGCCUAGAAGGACACUUCAGUGUAUUACUCUUGAAGAGAUUGUGAUUUUGUUUGAUGCCUAAUAUGCUUUUAAUUGUUUAAAAAACAAAAAAAUUAUUUACUGAAUUCAUUUGCUCCUUGAUAAGUAAAACAUAUACUUUCAUAUCUUAUUUUUUAGACGCAAGAAACUACAACAGUUAUAUUUUUAAUUUUACUAAUUAAAUUCUACAAAACAUAAAAUGUGAAUAUUUGCACAGCUUGAGUGUCCUGUACAUUAUUGCAGACUUACUGGAUCAUUCAAAUUAAUUCAGCACGCAGAAUAUUAAUACAUGACUGAAAUAAUAAAAUCCCAGGACUUGUCUUACUAUUUUUACUAAAUUUUAUACAAACUGUACAAUGCUUUGCUGUUUCCAACUGAAAUGAACAAUAAUGGCAUAAUAAUAAUUAUUAUUAUUAUUAUUAUAACAGGGGCAAAUUAUUAUUUCACAUGCAAUAACCUGAAACAUUAUUUCAUGUUGUACUUGCAACAUGGAGUGCUUUCGUACUUAAUGUGUAAUGCUAUUAAGACUAAAUGUAGACUUUUCAGAUUUUUAGACUUGUCUGUGAGAUUGUGUAUAAUGUGUAUGUGUUUGUAAUAUACAGUGAGCUUACAAAACAAUUCAUUAAAAUUACAGAAUACAAAA
Molecule: messenger RNA, 3154 nt
Organism: Danio aesculapii
Lineage: Eukaryota; Metazoa; Chordata; Actinopteri; Cypriniformes; Danionidae
Product: E3 ubiquitin-protein ligase TRIM39-like
Exons: 8
Coding region: 83-1735 (550 amino acids)
Molecular function (GO): protein binding; zinc ion binding
Source: RefSeq, a predicted model, not a curated record